AUGUUCGGUUUUCAAACUCUCUCAUAUCUUCAUGACAUAACAGUCGUCCGUUCAUCAACUAAUAAACUUCACGAGAUGUAUGCCAAAGCUAAAGAUACAAGUGUACUCAUUCGUCUUCCAUGCAAUUUAGCUGAAACAGUUGCUAAUAAAUCAUUGAAAAUCACUCUUACAGUUGCUGAUCCCCUUGUCAAACCAUUAUAUGGAUUUAUGCAUCAAAUUGAUGAUUAUGCUUCCGAAAAACUUCGUCAAAUUGAAUCUAAAUAUCCUGCUAUCAAUACACCAACUGAAGAGGUUAUGAAUACAUUCAACGAAAAAACUGAAUCUGUUCGUCAUGUAAUGAAUUCAGUUAAAGAUACAACUACAUCAACAAUUCAACAUGGCACAGAGACUGUUUUUCAUGUAGCAACAGCCACAGUACAUAAGGCAUCUGAUUCUGUCUUCUGA
Rotaria sordida is the source of this 444-nucleotide messenger RNA. Lineage: Eukaryota; Metazoa; Rotifera; Eurotatoria; Philodinida; Philodinidae. The record is from the annotation of a GenBank genome assembly.